AUGCUUUAUUUAGUACAAUCCAUGCAAAAUGAAGGAAAUUCAAAACACGAAAAGUACAUCAUGCCAGAACUACAAACAAUUGAUGACAAUACAAUACAAGAAGGAAUGAUGGAACGAACAAAAAUUUUGAAAGAACAUAUUGAAGGAAAUAUUGAGAUAUUGGACUAUUUACAAGGGAUUUCAGGAUUGGAACGUGAUUUCUCAAAAUUGGCAGAGCGUGUUAUAAAUACAGCGAUAACAUUGAGCGCCCAGGAUAAUAUUGCGCAUCCAGAAAGAAUAUAUGAUCAGGAAACUGGUACAAAUGUUGACAAGUGUUGGAAAUACAUUUCUCAACUAUCUGAAGCAAUACAUUUUCAUAUCACAAAAUCACAUGAGUAUCACAAGUUUCACCAUGAAAUUUGGGCAGCACGCAUGGAAAUACAACAAGUUCUUUCGAGUUAUUCGCUAAUUCAAGAAAAAUUAGGUUCACUGAGUUUCUUAACUGAUGAAGCUCUUGAAACAGUUAGAACUAUGAUAGAAACUCAAUUGAGCAUAUAUACGAGACUUUCUCUCAAAACAAAAGAAUUCUUGGCAAAAUCUUCAAUAAUGAGGUCGAUCUUUCUUCGUAACUCACUAACUCAGGGCAAACAUUCAGCAUACUUGUUAGCCUCGCUACGUUUACCAUCUGGACAAUCGGUCCAUAGAGGUGAAUCUGUUAAAGUAUGGGGAAAUAAUCAAUUUGUAUCAAAAUUACAUAGUGAAUGGAAUGCUGAAGUCAGUAAUGGUGAACAAAUAAAUAAUGCACCUUCAAUUUGUUUUUGGCUUACUUCUCCAGAACAUAGUCCAAUAUCAGAUAAGAGCAACAAAUUAGAGUCUUGUGAAAAUGAAGAAAAUUUUGAAACUUUAGGAGAAGUUUCAUCAACUAAAAAUGUUUGUAAACGUUUUCAUAAAGAUUUGUAUAGUUCAUGGAGAAUCGCUAUUAAUCUCUUUGCAAAAAUAUUGAUGCCCACAUGUACGAGCUACAUAAAAAAACUUGAAAAUAUUGAUCAACCAAUCAUUGUGGAGGAUUUACAAGAAUUCAAUGACUUUUUAAAUUCAUCACAAACUCUUCUCGAAUAUGGAAAUGAGCCGGAAUUAGAAACAUUGAAGGGGUUAUCUCAUAGGUCUCAUAAAACCAAAGAUACUGUUAUACAUAUAAAAGAGGAGAAUAUUCACCAGCUAACUGAAACAGUAAAGACAUGGAAGAUCUUUUUACAGAAAUUUAAUGAAGCAGUGGCAAAUACAUCCGACAACGAAGUUAAUGACCAAAGUCUCACAACACUGAAAAACGAAGAUUCAUGUUUAAAGUUUUCGCCUUCAGUAUAUAAAGUAACUAAUAAACAUAAAACAAUGUAUCCAAAUGAAAUAAAUAGAAAAUAUAAUGAAAAACAGUUAAUAACAUUUUUCACUGAAAAUAUACCCAAAACAUUUACAUUAAACAAGAAUACAACAGUAUAUGAUCAUCGAAUACAUGAAGCUUCUCACAUGAAAAACUCUUUAAAAUGUCACAGUGAUCAGAUGUUAGAAAAUCCUUCACAUUUUGAUAAACACACAAAAGAACUAAUGACUCAAAUUGAUUCACCAUUUUAUUCAGCUGUUGUUUAUUGUACAAAUUGUUCAGAAUUUCAUGAAAUCAAUUUAUUGUCACCAUUUAUUUGUAAACCAGAGGUAUCUACAUCGAAUAUGAAUUCUUCUAGUGAAGUAAGUGAUAUAUCAGAAAAUCGAUUAAAAGCGGCUCAUUCAAUGCCAAGUUUGUCUAUUGAAACUAAAGAUUCUAAUGUUGUUGAUGAUAGAGUAUCAACGUAUAGAAAUAAAAAGUGUAGUGCUAUGAAAAAAAUUUCCAGAUCAAAAGGUAGAAAAAAAUGUAGACCAUAUAGUUUAAAUGCUAGUCUCACUGAAACUACAGCAAGUUCAGGAUUUGAUAGUCCAUCGGAGUCUUCUGUUAGUACAAAAGAAAAAACAAAUUCUUCUCAAAUGCAUGGUGAGGUUUACUCUGAAAGCCAUAGAAGCAGACCAGGUAAACGAUCUUUUCUAUGGUGGUAUAAACGUGGCAAACGUACGCUUAAAGAUGAGUCCCAUGCUCCUGAAAGUCCAAACACUGAACCAGGUCCACCAGGUAGAAGGUCUCCAUUAAAUAUUACUCCAAGUGAAUCUAUUAGAGAAUUUAGUUGUCGUUCGUCUACUCAGUUUUCAGACCUAAACGAAGACCAAGGAAAUUUUGACGAAAGCACGAAUUCAGCAGUAAGAUCAUACAGUUGGAUACAACAAGGUACACCAUGGGGAUAUGCUCCUCCUACUGACAGUAAGUGGUGGCCGGCUAUACAAAUGACACCGGUUAAUGACCGAGAAAAAAGCAAAUUUAUGAAUGUUUACAGCGACAGAAUUAAAAUGAAAAGCCGAAAACAUGUAAAGAGAUAUUCAUUUGAAAAUGGAGUUAAUCACAAUGCUCUUAGUGAAAGUCAAAUGUACAACACAAUUGAUUCAGGUAUUCAAACUGAUAUGGAGAUGUAUAUUUCGAGACAAUUAGAUACGAUUUUAUUGGAUGCAGAGUCAAAUAAUCAGCGAAAUCUCAUAAAUCUAGAAACCAUGUGUCAGUAUUGCUACAAAAAUAUAAACAAAGUUUACAGUAAAGAUAGUUCUGUGCAGUGUAAUUUUAUAAAUGAUACGAUUUUAGAGCAAAAGUCUUAUCAUCCGUCACAUACACUUUCUAGCAAAAAAGAAAAAACUGACAGAGUUACUCACCAAAGAUCUAAAUCUAGUGGUGUGAGAGUAUGGGAUAUUUGUUGUCAGGUUGGCAUAGUGCAACAGAAUCGCGGUACUGAACCAAUUAGGAGUGAAGAUAUUCAAUCAAUAAUAUCCGCUACCAGUGACCAAGUCAACGAUUGUAAUGAUGGUUCAAGAAUGUAUGCAAAAUAUGAUAGAAGAUCAAAAAGUUUUGAAACACAUUCAAGGAAUCUGUCUCAGAUGACUAAUGCAUCUACUACAAGAAUAUCACCUCCGUUAAAAUUUUCUGUUUCAUGUCAGAUUGGACCGUCUUUAACAUUUAACAACACUGUUACUCGUCCUAUGACUGAUUUAAGUUAUGAGUCCAGAGAACAUACAAAAAAAUAUUCCAGUCAAUUAUGUGAUGCAUCAUCAUUUGCAACUUAUUUGCCAAUAAUGAUAGGUAAGAAGCUUCAAGUAAAUAUGCCUCUAGCAGUAAACUCAAAAGACACUUCUACACAAAUCCAAACAGUGAAAAAACCAAUGAUUUUAGCUAACGUUUCAAGUAUAAAAGAAGUAGUAAAAAGCUGGUUAAUAGAAUCAGAAUCCAGUUUUAUUUCUUCUGAUAAAAUGAAAAAGACUGAAUAUAAUAGAAAAGUGUUGAAUAAUUUAACCAAAACAACAGACUGUUAUGGAUUAAUUCUAGUCAAUGAGACUAGUACACAAAUUGGUUCAGCUAAUGGAAUCGAAAAACUACCCAAUUUUUAUCACAAUCAAAAAGAUAAUUCAAUACAAACUAACCUUCCAUAUAUUUAUGUAACUGAAACAAAUAUUGUACCGAAUUGGACAUCAGAUUCAAAUGAAAUGAAUAAACAAUUUAUACCUGAAUCCAAACCUACCGAUAAAUUACAAACCCAAUGUAUACAAAUUAAAACUUUCAAUUAUUCUGAAUCACCAGGUGAAAGUUCAUCUAAAGCGUUAAUAAAUCAACCAUAUCAAAAUAAGUUAAAUAAUCAACAAACCCCUACAACUAAUAAUAGUCAAAAUAUCUUACCUAAGAAUAUUCAGCUAGAACAAACUUCCACGAUGUUACAACAAGGUAGAAAAGAAUCUAUGAAUGAUAAAAUCACUGUGAAAAGAUUAAAGAAGAUUAAUAAGAAUCAAAAUGAACUUUAUAUAAGACAUGGACCUAUAAAUAGAAAGAUUAUUUCAACAUGUGGUGAUUUAAUUAUGAAUAUAGAAUUACAUAAUGCAAAUUGUAAAAAACAUUCUAUACGUGAUUUCAAUUACUUACCUAUAUCAGAUAGAUUAUAUAAUUAUAAAUGGUUAAGCUUAUUACCAUCAUCAUCAUUAUCAAGAUCAUCAUCAUCUUCUUAUGAUGAAUAUGAUGAUUUAUGUAAACAAUGUCGUUUAAAAUAUUAUAAAGCAUUUCAUAUGAAUAUGGAAAUGAUACCUAAUCAUGGAUAUAAUAAUAAUAAUAAUAAUAAUAAAUCAAAUCGACUUACUUAUCAUAGAUCUCAUCAUCAUAAUACAAUAAAGUUUCAUCGAUCAAUUAUAAAAAGAAGUUUAUCUGCUGAUGACUCCAAAAUAAACACAUAUAGAAAGAGAAUUGAUUCAAGCAGGUACCAUGAAAAUAUCUAGAGGGUAAUUCUCAUUAGUACCUAUUCAAGGAAAGUAUUUCGUAUACAGAAAUGAAAAUAAUAAGAAAAUAAAACAGUAAAUCAAAAUUGAAUAAAUAUAGUUUACUUUAUUCAUAACUCUUACAUACCAUGGCCCUCUCUUUUUUCUCUUUCAUCUAAACACCUUAUUUUAUUCAUUUUCAACUAUUCACUCAUCAGUUACCGUUAUUAUUAUUGUUACUAUGCCUUUUAUUUUCAUCGAGUGAUGCGAAUUUGUUAAAAAAAAUUUACACAAUCCAUACAAUGAAUUAUUAUGUUUUCAUUAGAAUAUUCUUAUUUAGCUAAGUCUAUUAACUUAUGAUUAGGCUUUCUUUUAUUGCUUCAGUAAAAUUAAUUUAAUUGUUUGAAUAAAAUAAUGAAUAUAAGAAAGAAAAUGUUCAUAUUCACUUCAUUUAUAAAGAAGAGUAAAGAAAAGUGUAGAGAGUUUAGUAUUUUGUAAUUUGUAAAAGAUGUAACUCUUAUAAUGGAUGGUGUAUGAAAUUUGAUAUUGAUACACGACGAACUAUAUGCUAACCUUCAAUUGACUAGAGAACACAAGAGCUACCUUAAAAGUGGCACAAAUACUUGUUUAUAUAUAUGUAUAUAUAACCCCUAGAAAAUCAAUCCACUUCUUAGCCAAUGAUAUUUACUUAUCCUACACGUCACCUCUGAUUAACAUCAAUUGACCUUCUCAUCUGACCAAUUCACAUUGGUUCACAAUAUCAGUAGAAUUGUUUAGUAGAUAUAUUUUCUUAAAAUUUCUGAAUGAAUUUUCUGUAUGGUAUAUUACAUAAAAUGAUUUGGGACUGUGUACUUCGUCAUAAGUUGUGCAGAGCCCAAGACUGAUGUUUAUUUGUACUAUAUCAUGUUUAGAUUGGUUGGAAUGUAAGAACUACUCUCAGGACAUAAUACACGUAACUAGAUCUGUCAAAACAGUUAAAUUGUUUCAUGUGUGCAAAACUAAUCGAAAUUGGUACUUUAUCUUUGAAAUAUGCAUAUUCACCUUGAGAAAAUCACCAUCCUGUCUGUAGAGUUAUAAGUUGAUAGAAUCAUGCUUUGAAUAUAAGUAUAUGAUAGCUCUGAUACAACAUAUUUUUUGUUUUAAAUGUCUCACUCGCUUCACCAGUUAUACCUAAACAAGCGAUAAGCUGCUAUUGAAACAGCAUUUUGUAAAAAUUUCAUAUUAAAUCAAUAACCUACUUAAGCAUCCGCAUCUAUGUAGGAUGCUUAUUUAAAUCCAAAGGCAACAACAUGCAACCGUGUGUACGAUCAAAACUAAUACGUUUACAAGAUAAAUGUGCAUCCACGUGCUUAUUUUCUGAACUUUCAUGUAGCCGAAAUACGAGCCUUCGUUUUCCCUCUUUGUUUGAAAUAAUGUAAUUUACCGCCUAAUAAAAUCAUAUAGCUCCUGAUUUAGAAAUACCGAUGAAAUUAUGUUUAAAAUUUCUUGUUUGAGAGACUUAAUUUUGUGCAGAUUGAUGAUGAGUGUUGUUGACAAUACAACACCAACUGAUCUCAGAAAUAAAAUCUGAUGUCUUGAAUUACGUAUAUCUAAAACAAUAAAUAAUUAAUAAUCAUCUU
Molecule: messenger RNA, 5960 nt
Organism: Schistosoma rodhaini
Lineage: Eukaryota; Metazoa; Platyhelminthes; Trematoda; Strigeidida; Schistosomatidae
Source: the annotation of a GenBank genome assembly